UUUGGGGAGAAGAAAAUCAAAUCGAAAAACGUUAAUCAGACUAUACUAUCUUUCCCCUUGUAUUCAUUUUAUAAAUAAAAAGCAAUUUGAGUUGAGGUCUAGGGUUUAACGAAAAUGGCGAUGACACAGUGGUGCAGCACAGCAGCGAGGAGAAUGAUGACGAUGGCUGCUAUGGAACAACGAAUGACAUACUCAUCUGUGACGUCAUCAUCAUCAGAUGCGAUCCUGUGUGGUCGAGGGGACAAGAGGACAAAGAAAGGGAAGAGAUUCAAAGAUUCAUAUGGAAAUUGGAGACCUAAAAAGGAGAAGAAGAUUGAACGCAUUAAGGAUAAAGUUGAGGUUCCCAGGUCUACCCCUUGGCCUCUUCCCUUCAAAUUAAUCUGAUUUCCUUUAAUUCUGGCCUUGUUUUGUUUUACUAUGAUGUGUAUUCACCUCUUAAGACGUUUAGGUAUUAUUAUCUUAUGGCAUUCUAGAAUUAGGAGUCUAGGGUUUGAGAAUGAUUUGCUAAAUUAUAUUGGUUAGUUGAUGUCGAAACUCAUGAACUACUCCUUAAUCCCAAUUUAGUUGGGGUUAGCUAUGUAGUUUUGACUAUUGAACUAAUGCCAAGACUCCUUUUUUUAUCCGGUUUCGGGACUGUUAUGCUUUCACAUGUACAAUUUUAGUCCAGAAAGCUGAAGAUCCAAAAUGGGAUUAGUUCGGCUACAUUUUAAAGACUAGGCGUUCAGUAUUGUGUUUUCAAUUGUUUUGUUUUGCAAUUUGCAUACAAAAGAGCUAUUAUAUGGCAUACUGGAAUUAGGAGUUGAGAAUAAAUUAUGAAUUAUAUUGCUGUU
This is a messenger RNA of Lycium ferocissimum, 830 nucleotides long. RefSeq names its product small ribosomal subunit protein bTHXm. The record is from RefSeq and is a predicted model, not a curated record. Gene Ontology annotation, biological process: plastid translation. Gene Ontology annotation, cellular component: ribosome; plastid. NCBI's taxonomy places the organism in Eukaryota, Viridiplantae, Streptophyta, Magnoliopsida, Solanales, Solanaceae. The transcript has a single exon. Bases 115 to 384 code for a protein of 89 amino acids.